Molecule: messenger RNA, 816 nt
Organism: Iphiclides podalirius (scarce swallowtail)
Lineage: Eukaryota; Metazoa; Arthropoda; Insecta; Lepidoptera; Papilionidae
Source: the annotation of a GenBank genome assembly
AUGUCAAAAGUAACAUUCCUAUGGAAAUUGUUGUAUUUGUGCGAAAAAUUGCAUUGCUACGCCACCGUGUUCGUGCUGACUCCGGGUUUCCUGAUCUUCGAGAUGGUUGUAGUGAGGCCAGAGUUGGCACAGAUCUACCAAGCUGGCGUCGCUAAGCAAAUCCUGCACAUAUUCCUUUCCAUGUUCUGCUUCGUAAACGUCGCCGGGAACAUGAUGCUGAGCAUCUUAUCGGAUUGUAAACUGAAAAUAGGACUACAGACUGCACAAGGAGGGGAGUUCUGUGAACUGUGCCAAAUUUAUAGACCACCGAAAGCUUGGCACUGCAGAGUGUGCAACGCCUGCAUAAUUAGAAGAGACCAUCACUGCUUCUUCUUCUCGCGCUGCAUCGGAUUGUAUAACAUGCGUUACUAUCUCCUGUACAUCGCGCACAUCCACAUCACUAUGGUCUACUCCUCCUACUACAACUAUUACUUCGUUUCGUCCAAGUUCAAGGGGCACGGUUUCGCUUUAUCAGCUUUCUGCGUCCUGAAUCCUCUGUUACGGUACGUUAUAACAGAAAAAUUGACUAUCAAUGACUUUUACGUGCUGAUGUUCCUUAUGAACAUUGGCCUUGUGUUCUGGUCGGGCUUCUUACUGUGGUUCCACGUGAAGAAUGCCUUGAGAGGAGUCACGGCGCGCGAUUAUAGAGAUCCAGCGACUCGCAGCUGGAGACAGAACUUCCUGAGUGUCUUCGGGUCAAAGUGGUACUUGGCAAUCGUCUGGCCAUUUGCUGACAGCCCUGCCAUCGAAGAAUCGAAGUUAGAAGGCAACGAUCAC